GUCUUUUUUUUCAUACUUAUUUUAUCAGGCCCCCAACAUGCUCGUCACCCCUAUUCAACAAUACCAAAUCUUCCCUUUUUAUUUUAUCGACUUUCUUAGCACUUUCUCUCAACUUUCCCUCAUAUAUAUAGAGAGACGUAAUUCAAUAUAAUUGUCAAACUCACAACACAAAUAAUUUCUCUUACAAUAUUCUUAUCAAUGGGAUCCUCUAAGCCUAUCAUAACUAUUUUCAUCUUAUUAUUUUCACUCUUUGUUCUUUUCCCUAAUCCUUCUUUAGCCAAUUCAAGAAUACUUGCUCUAGUUAAAGAAAAACCUCUUGUCCUAAAAUACCAUAAAGGGGCUCUAUUAAAAGGAAACGUUACGAUUAAUCUUAUAUGGUACGGAAAAUUCACUUCCGUACAACGUUCGAUUAUCGUCGAUUUCAUCCGAUCUCUUAGCCCUAAGACCAAGAAAAUUAAGUCACCACCUUCCGUUGCUUCGUGGUGGAGCACCACCGAAGCGUACAAAGGUGGUGCGUCGGUUAUUUCCCUAGGAAAACAAAUUUUCGAUGAAAAAUAUUCUCUAGGAAAAUAUUUGAAAGACCAUCAACUCGAAUCUUUGGCUUCUAAGGCUACUCGGGUCAACUCCAUUGCUGUCAUAUUGACGGCGACGGAUGUGGGGGUCGACGACUUUUGCAUGAACCGAUGUGGCAUGCACGGGUCGACCCGGUUGAAGAAAGCGGGUAAAUUUGCUUAUGCAUGGGUGGGUAACUCGGCGAGUCAGUGUCCGGGUCAAUGCGCGUGGCCGUUCCAAAAGCCGAUUGUGGGACCACAGAUUACGCCGUUAGUUGCACCUAACGGAGACGUGGGAGUUGACGGAAUGAUUAUUAACUUGGCGACUGUUUUAGCGGGUACCGUUACGAACCCGUUUGAUGGCGGGUAUUUUCAAGGCCCAGGUAACGCGCCUUUAGAAGCUGUGUCUGCUUGCACCGGGAUAUUCGGGUCGGGUGCAUUUCCUGGAUAUCCGGGUAUGGUUUUGCUGGAUAAAAAAACGGGUGGUAGCUAUAAUGCGCCGGGUAUGAAUGGGCGAAAGUAUUUGCUUCCUGCUAUGUGGGACCCAAAAACAUCAAAGUGCAAGACACUCGUGUGAAAUUACAUAUAUUUGCCAUAAAAGAAAAAGAAAAGUAAAGAUAUUGUAAUAUUUAUUUGUUUAUUCGAUUUGGAAAUCGUGUGUUUUACAAUACUAUACUAAUAUAAAAUUAUAAAAUUUUAUCAAAUACAUUUAAGAAAAAAAGAGAAUUACAAGAUAAA
Messenger RNA from Solanum pennellii, 1289 nucleotides. RefSeq names its product protein EXORDIUM-like 2. The transcript has a single exon. The record is from RefSeq and is a predicted model, not a curated record. Lineage: Eukaryota; Viridiplantae; Streptophyta; Magnoliopsida; Solanales; Solanaceae. The coding region runs from base 199 to 1128 and encodes 309 amino acids.